This is a messenger RNA of Plodia interpunctella (Indianmeal moth), 1638 nucleotides long. It is a transcript of the gene GluRS-m, whose product is annotated as Glutamyl-tRNA synthetase, mitochondrial. Gene Ontology annotation, molecular function: glutamate-tRNA ligase activity; ATP binding; zinc ion binding. Gene Ontology annotation, biological process: glutamyl-tRNA aminoacylation. Lineage: Eukaryota; Metazoa; Arthropoda; Insecta; Lepidoptera; Pyralidae. The record is from RefSeq and is a predicted model, not a curated record. Gene Ontology annotation, cellular component: mitochondrion. Bases 129 to 1637 code for a protein of 502 amino acids. The transcript has 6 exons.
UUUUCUGAACAAAAACGUCAACAGACAACAGCUGAUUUUCUAACCUCAAAUUCGUCAAAACAAUUUAAUUAGAAAUUAUUAUACAAAUGUUUUUAUCACUAUAAAUAAAUGCAUAUGUAUUUUAUAAAAUGAGAUCUAAAAUCAUUAAUCGUCGUAUUUUUUCCGCAACGAACAAUCCAUGCCGAAAUCUAUAUAAUACACCUCGAGUAAGAUUCGCUCCGAGUCCGACUGGUUAUUUACAUCUCGGAGGCCUGAGGACAGCUUUAUACAACUAUUUGUUUGCUAAAUCUCGUCAAGGAUCCUUCGUGUUACGUAUUGAGGAUACUGAUCAAAAACGAAAGGUAGCGGGCGCUGUAGAAUUAUUAAUAAAGGAUUUGAAAUGGGCUGGGAUCGAGUUAGAUGAAGGUCCUGGAAUGGAGGGAAAAUACGGGCCUUAUGUGCAAAGUGAGAGAUUGCAGAUUUACAAAGAACACAUAAACAAAUUAUUAGACAACGAGUCAGCCUACCGCUGCUUUUGCACAGAACGGAGGCUGAACAUGCUGAGAAGAGAUGCAAUGAAACAUCAGAGAGUGCCAAAGUAUGACAACCGCUGUAGGAACCUUACUGAGCUCGAAGUUAAGGAAAAGAUCAAAAAUGGGAUUCCAUAUUGUAUAAGAUUUAAGUUGUCAUCAGACUGUCAGUCAUUCGAGGAUAUGAUCUUUGGCGGGAUAGCCUACGACGUGUCCAUGAACGAAGGGGACCCGGUCCUCAUGAAAAGCGACGGCUACCCUACGUACCACUUCGCGAAUGUAGUUGAUGAUCAUUUGAUGGAAAUCACACAUGUAUUGAGAGGUGUAGAGUGGCAGAUUUCUACUACAAAACAUUUACUGAUUUACAGGGCUUUCGGCUGGUCUCCACCGCAAUUCGGCCAUCUCCCACUUAUCAUCAACAGCGACGGGACCAAACUCAGCAAAAGACAGGGCGACGUUACUGUAGAGGAUUACAAGAAAAAAGGUACAUUUCCCCUGGCGCUGGUGAAUUAUAUAACCUUGUCUGGAGGUGGGUUUGAGCACGUGCCGGGAGCUGGCGUCACUCUCAAGACUAUGGACGAGUUGGGGAGUGAGUUUCAAAUCAAUAAGAUCUUAUCGCACCCCAGCCGGCUAAACCCUGACCUUUUGCAAGAAUGCAAUAGAUUAGAAAUUAAAAGACAGUUAAAAGAACCCCAUUUGUCUCAGAUAUUAGUUAACAAGGUCCAAAAACUAGUUAAAGAGAAAUUCCCGAACGAAAACAUGAAUAUAAGUGACGACCACGUGAGGAAUGUAUUAAAUUGGGCCACAGCACGUGUGUCGAAUAUAGAUGAACUGGUAUCAACAAAAUUUGGUUUCCUAUGGAUUUUGCCAUCGAGUAAAAUAGAUCUGGAUAAAGAAUUAUUAGAAAAACUAUUGAAGAAUCUGGAGAACUUUGAAAAGUUUGAACAGGAUCUAUUGAAGAAUAAUCUUAGGGAGUUUUCAGUCAACAAUAAUGUUAAGUUCCCUGUGCUGAUGAAGAUGUUGAGAGGAGUGUUAAGUGGACUUGGUGAAGGGCCGGGAGUGGCUGAAAUGAUGCAUUUGUUAGGCAAGGUACAGUCGCUCGAGAGAAUAAAGGCGGUUUUGAGGUAAA